UUUCAAGAUUUUCUUUUCUCUGUGGGUGACUUACGCGCCACACUCCACCUUCAAGGAUCGAAUGUUGUCAACGCCACACUCCAUGAUGUUCUGGCAGGCCGAGACUUUCUGCUGAUGGCAGUGACUGUCCCUGGUCCCCCACAAUGGUCCAGGAUAACAAAAGGAGCAGCUGAGUCAUCAUGACUUGUCCACGGAUUAGCAGCGUGCCCUUUGACCCCAGCUCACAGCCAAUGAGAAGUCAGAAUCCUGCCUCUGUAGACUUGGUUUGGAUGUGAAUGUAUAUAUAUAUCCCCACUCAUAAGGUCGGCGUCCAUCAUUUUCUCUAAAGGUCGGCCAUUCCUUCAAUUGUAACUAGCUGAUCAUGUCUCACUCAGGUGCUCAAGGCAGCAUAGGCAGCCACUCUGCCAUUGGGCUGCGCAAUCACAAGAUAUACCUCUAUGAAUACGAGAACUUCCAGGGACGUAGGAUGGACCUGUUUGGAGAGUGCCGUAACCUGUGCGAGAAGGGCAUGGAGAGAAUCGGCUCCAUCCGGGUAGAGAUUGGACCCUGGGUUGGGUAUGAGCAGCAGAACAUGACCGGUGAGAUGUUCAUACUGGAGAAAGGAGAGUACCCCCGCUGGGACACCUGGUCCAACAGCUACAGGUGCGACCGCAUCAUGUCAAUCAGACCUCUCCGGAUGGACCCGCAGGACCACAAGAUCUGCCUGUAUGAAUGUGCAAACUUUGAGGGUCGUAAGAUGGAAGUGUGCGACGAGGAUAUUCCAAGUUUGUGGUCUUACGGCUUCCAGGAUCGUGUUGCCAGCAUUCAGGUCACCGGUGGAACCUGGGUGGGUUACCAGUACCCUGGCUACCGUGGCUACCAAUAUAUGCUUGAAAUGGGUCCUUUCAAGCACUGGAAUGAGUGGGGAGCCCACCACCCUCAGAUCCAGUCCAUCCGCCGCGUGAGAGACAUGCAGACGCACCGCAGGGGCUGCUUCGAAAUGACCGCAUAGAGGAGUCCAGCUGACUAAAAAGGAGGGAAUAGCAAGGGUGAAGUCAUGCUGCUAAAAACAUCCCCUGGAGACCCUUCAGCAGCCACAUGGCCACACCAGCUAACAGCAUUUUAAUAUUGUUUCCUGGUAGGAUUUGGAAGUAUGUGGCGGGGUGAACGAUUCUGAAUGGGAUGAAAAGUUCUUAUUGUCACAGACUCUCAGAGUAACUGUAACACAGGUUUAAAAAAAAAACAGUAGCAAAGCUCUCUGUCUACAGACCUCAUGGAAAGAUUAUAUGAUUUAUCUGAACGGGGAUUAAAGGGGAUUAGUGGAUUUAAUGGUUUGUGUUUAUUAGUUUGUUUCAAUGCUAUUUUUCCAACCAUACCUGCAACUCUUUGAUUUUAUUUUUAUUUACUUGAUGAUGUAUUUCAAGCUGAAAUGAUGUCACUAAGCCUGUUCAUCACGGAGCUCUCCUUCUCCUGGGAUCCAUAGUAUAGUCUAGAAUAAAGGUACACAUAUCAUAUCUGCUCACAAAGUACUACCAUGGACAGCUCUCAACCCAACACAUGGCCUGCAGUUAUUUCUCCAGGCAGAGGGAGGCACCAUAUCCUCAUCGCAAAGCAACAGCCUCAGAGACUGGACGGCAAUGCUGGUUAAUCAUUAAAAUAGACUUAAAAGGAAGAAGAAGAAAAAAGAGCAGUGCAGAGCUGUGGGUUGCUGAUGUGAAUAUCUUUUGGCUGGCCUGUUUCACCUCACUGAUGGGGCUGUCCAGAAGGUUUGCAUUUUAAAUGUUCUCAGGGAUGCUGGCAUCUGGAAAGCAACUUUCCAAUGGAAAAAUAAAAGAACUGUACCUGAAAGCAA
This is a messenger RNA of Oreochromis niloticus (Nile tilapia), 1831 nucleotides long. RefSeq names its product crystallin, beta B1, like 3 (gene crybb1l3). The coding region runs from base 362 to 991 and encodes 209 amino acids. The record is from RefSeq and is a predicted model, not a curated record. The transcript is spliced from 7 exons. Gene Ontology annotation, molecular function: structural constituent of eye lens. NCBI's taxonomy places the organism in Eukaryota, Metazoa, Chordata, Actinopteri, Cichliformes, Cichlidae. Gene Ontology annotation, biological process: visual perception; lens development in camera-type eye.